Suillus subalutaceus is the source of this 348-nucleotide messenger RNA. RefSeq lists its product as uncharacterized. The record is from RefSeq and is a predicted model, not a curated record. The transcript has 3 exons. Bases 1 to 348 code for a protein of 115 amino acids. Lineage: Eukaryota; Fungi; Basidiomycota; Agaricomycetes; Boletales; Suillaceae.
AUGCUUUUCUUCCCUUUCUACGCAAGCUCCUUUCCUCAUCUCCUGGUUUUGAUGCGGAUCGCACCAAUGAGCCUCGUAAUCCUUUGGAUCAUACAUCGACUGUCAACUUGGUGGCCGUUUGAGACAAGGCAUGCAUCACCUGCUAUUAAUGUUGUUGAUGUUCCUCUCGCUCCGAGUAAAUUGCGGUACGCUACAGCGGGUGCUCCUGGCCCGGAUGAUGACCUGAUACGCGACGAAGACUAUGUUUCUCCACCUCCUUCGCCGAAUCCCGAUUCUCGACAACCAUCUACAGCGAAGGUGGCCAAUGCCGGAGAGCAUGGAAGCGGCCGGCUCUGUUUCUGCUUGUAG